Molecule: messenger RNA, 1566 nt
Organism: Pterocles gutturalis (yellow-throated sandgrouse)
Lineage: Eukaryota; Metazoa; Chordata; Aves; Pterocliformes; Pteroclidae
Gene: TOR4A
Product: torsin family 4, member A
Exons: 1
Coding region: 1-1566 (521 amino acids)
Biological process (GO): negative regulation of apoptotic process
Cellular component (GO): endoplasmic reticulum lumen; nuclear envelope
Molecular function (GO): ATP hydrolysis activity; ATP binding
Source: RefSeq, a predicted model, not a curated record
AUGGAUGAAGAGCUGCCCUGCGCUGAGGUGGAUGGAGAAGCGUCCUCCACUGUGGAGGCUCCAGGAGAGAUGCCCCAUAUGGAGGGUGGUACCGAAGGAGACGUGUCCUGUGCCGACAGCAGUGCAGGGGGAGAGGUGCCCUGUGCUGAGACUGACACAAAAGAAGAGGCACCUUGUGCUGAGCAUGGUGGGGAAGGAGAACUGCCCGGCACCGACAGCAAUGGGGAGGGGGAAAUGCCCUGUGCCGAGAGCGAUGUGAAUGGAGAGGCGUCGUGCUAUGAGAGCGAUGGGGAGGAAGUACAGGAUACCGGAAUCCCUGCAGCUUCAAAGAAAAUAUCUUCUAUUUCUUCUCCCUUGAGGGCAAUCGUCCGCCUGCGACGACGAUUCCGGAUGCAAAAGAAAAGCCGUCUGCACUUUGAGCUCCCUCGAGAAAAGUCUUCAGAGUUUGUCCCUACGAGGCUGCUCCAAAGGCAGCUUUCCCUGAACCGAACUAGCCUGUACAGCCCGUCCAUGUCCUUCUUUAAUCAGUCCGCCUUUGAAACCUCCCAGUACUUCACCUUCGACACAUCUGUGGAGCAGUUUGCGAUGAAAAAAUGCAGGCGGAAAAAGAAUCGAAGGAAAUCUAGGAUAGUCCUGUAUCCAGAUAAAACAAAAAGAUACCUGCCGACAGAGGAGAAGAGCAAGGCAAAACGCUGCCUCCUCUUGCUCAUCGUCAUUAUCUUCUUCCAGAUCCUCAACGCAAUAGAGAACCUGGAUGAUAACCUCCAAAAGUACGACCUGGAUGGUUUGGAGAAAACAAUGCACCGGGAAGUAUUUGGACAGAAGGUUGCCGUGGAAAAUAUUAUGGAAUUACUGAAAGACUAUCUGGCUACCCACAUACACAGCAAGCCUCUAGUAAUCUCUUUAAAUGGCCCAACAGGAGUUGGAAAGAGUCAUGUUGGCUGGCUGCUGGCCAAACAUUUUCGUUCUGUCAUGGACAAUGACUUUGUGCUUCAGUACUUUGUUAUGCAUCACUGUCCCAACGGGGCGGCUCCUCUUACUUGUGAAAUAGAUCUGUCCAAGAAAAUUUCUGACAUGGUGACAAGAGCAGAAAUAGAAGAGAAGAUACCGUUGUUUAUUCUGGAUGAGGUUGAACUCAUGUCUCCGGUCCUGCUGGAUACCCUCAGCCGAUUCUUUGAACCCAAUCAGACCAACGAGUUCCUCAACGCUAUCUACAUUUUAAUAAGCAACAUAGGAGGUGGAGAAAUAACAAAGUUUGUUAUCCAGAAUGCAUCCGCUGAGCUUCUGCAUCAGCAAAGGGGAGUUGAUGAACUGCUGAGCAUCAUCCAGCCUGUGCUGAUCGAUGCUCACCCUCUCUGGAAAUCUGCGGACAUCGUCCCCUUUGUUCUUCUGGAGAAGAGUCACAUCAUAAACUGCUUCUUGGAGGAGAUGAGGAGGGAAGGGCUGUAUCCCGACCAGAACCAUAUUGAAAAUUUAGCGAGUCAGCUCAGUUACUACACUACAGGGGCCAAGCAGUACUCCAGGAUGGGCUGCAAGCAGGUGGUGGCCAAAGUCAACCUGCUGUAG